AUGUCGAAUGAAUCGGCAGAGAAGAUGAAUCUCCUUCAGGCAAAGAAAAUUGCUGAGCGUAACCGCAAGAAAGAAGAAGUACGUAAGCGAUUGGAAGAGGCCUCAAGGGCCAAGAAGGCUAAGAAAGGUUUCCUCACACCUGAAAGAAAGAAGAAGCUAAGGAAACUUCUUAUGAUGAAAGCCGCUGAAGAUUUGAAACAGCAGCAAAUGUUGAAAGAACAAGAAAGACAACGUGUUCUUCAAGAGAGAAUUAUUCCAUUGCCAGAUCUUGAUGAAGCCAACGACCUUGAAGCUAUUUACGAUCAAAUGCGUUCACGUCUUAUCGACUUGGAAAGCGAAAACUAUGACAUAUCGUACACCGUACGACAGAAGGAUUUCGAAAUCAACGAGUUGACUAUUGCUGUCAACGAUCUUCGUGGAAAAUUGUAUGUAAAUGCGCUUCCUAACAUAAGUUCUUUGGAAAAUUAUCAAAAACUUACAAAACAAACCAUUUUGUAAUU
Messenger RNA from Strongylus vulgaris, 500 nucleotides. The record is from the annotation of a GenBank genome assembly. Lineage: Eukaryota; Metazoa; Nematoda; Chromadorea; Rhabditida; Strongylidae.